AGUCAUCAUGACAUCACAGUGCAACCCUGCCGCUAUGACACCAUUAUGACAUCACUGCCUCUGAUCCUGACCAAAGGCAGUGAUAUUAUAAUGAUGUUGUAGUGUGAACCCCUGAUCACAGAGCAACACAGUGCAGAGUUGUGUUCUCUCUAUCAGACAGAGACCAUUCCAGCAGAGGAGUGAAAAUUCUCUGAGAGAAUAUCUUUCUAACAAUUUUACUUCUUUCAGAUUUAAUUGACAUCACCAUGACAGAACGACCGGCCCAGGACCCACCAGGGUCCUCCGCCGCAUCGGUGCAGAUGCCUGAUACUCUGCAUGUUGACCUGCCACAUGUUGAUCCACAGGAAGUCCGUCUUACCAUCAACAAACUUUUGAUGCACAUGACCGCAGAGCAUCGCGCGGAAAUGGAAGACAACUUGGUGUCCAGUGAGAUGAUCGCUGUAAUGGUCGAUUGUUGCAUGGAUAUUAUCCAGACUUCUGCAGAGGCUAUCGUGGAUGUCGUGAUGCCACAGGUCUACAGAUACUUGAGAAUCUACGGCACCUUUUCCCCAUCCAUCCUCGGUCUAACUGAGGACCGAAUCCAAACCUACCUGGGGGAUUCCGUUGAACGGGGGCUGUCCAAUACCCUGAAGGUCAAUGUACAGGAUUUUGUGGAAACAAAGUAUUUCUCCCAGAUGCUUUGUAGCUACAUCUCAGAGACGGUCAACACAGUCUUGGAUUUGACCACUCAGACUCCCACCCCGGAGUCCAGACUCCCAGUGGUUUUUGUCAGCGGCGUUGUGUCUUCCCUUGAAGCCUAUGCAAACUUGCUUCGUCUCUUUGCCAAGAUACUGGUAGGAGCCGUCAAAGCUCGGCAACGAGCUCAAAAGAUGACUGAAGAUGAGUGGAGCCAGACUUCAGAAGCGAAGCCCCUUCUAUUCGUUUUGGCAACCAAAAAAGACUUAACGACAAUGACGGAGGCGUACAUCACUCGUAUGGUGAAACACCUAAAAAAUGUUCAAAAGCCACACCGUUGCGUGAACUCUAGCAACCGCAGAGAUGUCUGUGUUAGAGUUGGCACAAACACACAAAUUUUGACCGUCAAAAACAGGGAAUCAGAAAGACAAAGGUCUGCCGCGCCUUCCCAUUGUGGUUUUGAUGCCAUACCGGCUGCUGUGCAUGACGGCGACGUCAUCGAGUCCCGUUCUGAGAGUCCUCCCUUCAGUUCAGCUACGGUAAUCGACGCAACGGAGGACCGUUCUGCUCCUUCUUCAGGUCCCAGUGCGAUGGAGUCUAUCAAGAACAUAGCUGUCGAACUGGUACAAGUAUUUUUGGAAGAAGUUCCGGAAGAGGAAGAGGUCGCACACACUGGUCAAAAACUAAAGGAACUCAUAGACAGAAUCUUUAACGUGGUAAUGGGUGGACAUGACUACCAGAUUCCAUCAGUGCCAGCCGGAAUGCGCCUGAUGGACACUGUGACCUAUAGAAGGCUGAGGGGAAGAGACGUCACUGACCCAGGCAUCGUGGCUCACACCCUUUACCUGAGGACAGAGGAGGUUGUUACUCGUUGUGCUUGGCAGAUUCUCCUGCCGGACAAACUGCACUUGCAGCUGCUGCAACAUCCAACUGUCAACUCAGGAGUUCAGUCUACAACUUCUGACUGUGAUCGAGUGGUGGGUGAAGGUUGUUAUGAGGCGAAUCAAGGUUCUAAUGCCACAUACGAUGUAAUCCAUGAGACGCAGGAGCUAACGGAGUCACAGAUGCAGAAAAGCCUUGCGCACACAACCCUGAUGACUCUGGUGGUUGGGCAGAUGCUCAAUAUCAUCGGCGUUAGAGACCGUGCCAUAAUUGCCGAUUUGGUAAUGAAAGUGGCCGAAGAGCUUCAAGAUGUCGACCCUGAGAAGUACGAGCACUUCCAUGCCUUCUUCAUGGGUAAGCAUUACAAAGACAUUUCCCAGGCUGCCCUCAACGACCUCCUGUGGACAUAUGGUUCACUACAAGAGCUGCACGAGGUGGUGAGAGACCAGGAUCCCAGGUUUGAGGCAUCUCUAUUGACAGUACUGAGGAGACAGUGGGAAACCACCCUCACUCCAGUGCCUGACAGAAAGACAGACAAGAAAACAAGCGUCAGUUUCUUCGAUAAAUUGAAAAAACUGUGCUGCAAAAAAAAGGAGGUCUAACAAGAUCCAGUCUGUCACUUCUCUGACCAGGCACCAGAACGGCAGCCAGUUUGAGGGUAAGUAACACAUCAAAGAAUUUAUGUUAAUUUUAUUACAAGCACUGGGCAGACCAUUCGCCUUUUGCCACCGCCCAGAGAGCCAGUGAGGCUCCGGGGGUUGUGGGGACCUUGGAUCCACUGAAAGCUCCUACAAUAGAUCCUUAGUCCCAAAGUGGCUUUUGGGAUGUGGGUCCUCGCUUCUAGUAACAAUCCACUGGACUAAAGUAAUUUUUUGAGCAGUGGUUUCAAAUUUCUAAGAACUGGGGGAUUGGUAAGAACCUUGCCAUUUGGUUUUCACUUUAUCCAUUCCUCAAAGCGAAGUGUGGACCUACGAAGUGUGGACCUAGGCAAUAUAGAAGCAUACUUCUAUAAGCGUCCCACACCAACUGGAGAAAAGGAGUACCAAUUGUCACCACCCUGGAAGGGGGUCCCCUCUUCUGUGGUCCUUCUCAAGGUUUCUUCCAUUUACCCUGUGAAAGGCGUCUUUGGGAGUUUUUCCUUGCCCAAUUGAGGGGGGGUGUCCUAAAUAAAUAUAUAUAUACUGUAUAUAUAUAUAUAUAUAUAUAUAUAUAUAUAUAUAUAUAUAUAUAUAUAUCAAACUAUCCUCAGGCAAGAUACUUAACCCCAAACUGCCCCCGAAGGCUGUGCCAUCGGUGUGAGAAUGAGUAUUUAGAUUAGAUCCUGAUGGGCAGUGGCACCUUGUGUGGCAGCCGCUGCCAUCAGUCUAUGUAAUGUGAUGCCGGUCAUCGUAGUGAAAUAAACGUGUCAGGGCGGUGCAGGACCCUGACUCAAAUUGGA
Molecule: messenger RNA, 2995 nt
Organism: Sebastes umbrosus (honeycomb rockfish)
Lineage: Eukaryota; Metazoa; Chordata; Actinopteri; Perciformes; Sebastidae
Exons: 2
Coding region: 246-2159 (637 amino acids)
Source: RefSeq, a predicted model, not a curated record